GACAGAGUGCGGAAGUGGAACGGGAAGAGGAAGUUUGCGGUUAGGGCUUGUAUAGAUGGGUCUGUAACAUUACAGGUACCCGUGUUUCUGUAGUUGCCUUCUCUUUUCUGCUUAAGUUCAUCUAUCGAUUUGUUUUGCCAUUAUGAUCUUGUUGGAGGUGAACAACCGCAUCAUUGAAGAGACUCUCGAACACAAGUUCGAGGCGGCAGCUAGCGGCAACAAACCAGAGGUAGUGGAAGUGACGUUUGCAGAUUUUGAUGGCGUCCUUUAUCACAUUUCAAAUCCUGGUGGUGACAAGACAAAGCUAUUGAUUAGCAUUUCCUUGAAGUUCUACAAGGAGCUGCAGGAUCACGGUACAGACGAGCUGUUGAAAAGAGUAUACGGGAGCUACCUGACUACUACUGAAUCAGGCUAUAAUGUUUCACUUCUUUAUGAUCUUGAAAGUGUCCCAAAGAAUAAGGAUGAGAUUGUCCAUCAGGCAGGCAUGCUGAAGCGGAACUGUUUUGCUUCUGUCUUUGAGAAGUACUUUAAAUUUCAGGAAGAAGGCAAGGAGGGUGAGAGGAGGGCUGUCAUUCACUACAGAGAUGACGAGACCAUGUAUGUUGAGGCGAAGAAGGACCGUGUCACUGUGGUGUUUAGUACCGUGUUCAAGGACGAUGAUGAUGUCAUCAUUGGAAAAGUUUUCAUGCAGGAGUUUAAGGAGGGGCGGCGUGCAAGUCACACAGCACCCCAAGUCUUGUUUAGCCACCGAGAGCCACCCCUGGAACUGAAAGACACUGAUGCAGCAGUGGGUGACAACAUUGGCUAUAUCACCUUUGUGCUUUUCCCUCGUCAUACCAGCGCCAGUGCCAGAGACAACACCAUCAACCUGAUCCACACGUUCCGGGAUUACCUUCACUACCACAUCAAGUGCUCCAAGGCUUACAUACAUACAAGAAUGAGAGCGAAGACCUCCGAAUUCCUUAAAGUGCUGAACCGCGCUCGACCUGAUGCAGAAAAAAAAAGAAAUGAAGACCAUGUCGGGGAAGACAUUUGCUUCACGUUAAGAAACAAGAACUGCCUGCCAUGCUGGGACAAAUGUUGCUGGAUCUCUGUACUCUUAAUAUGGCACAGAGCAACAGACAAAGUCCAUUUCUGGGCCAGAAAAGGAAAACUUCGCUUUAACAAGCUGUGCUUGCGUUGGCUAUGUAGUUUCAAAAGAAAAAAUAUCAAGUGCAAUCAGUCACAUUUUGUUUUUCCCUACUUUUUAAAGGCAGUUUUACUGCACUAUAUUUUAACACGUUCAGUAUUCCCGUGAGGGACGCACUUCAAAAUGUGUCACAUUCCUUUGUAUUUGAAUUUGGAUGUUUUCUGUAUUAUAGUACAAAUAAGGUGUUGGGAACUGCAAUAAAGUUGCUCUUUUGUGUAAGAAA
This is a messenger RNA of Protopterus annectens (West African lungfish), 1412 nucleotides long. It is a transcript of the gene ARPC2, whose product is annotated as actin related protein 2/3 complex subunit 2. The coding region runs from base 143 to 1297 and encodes 384 amino acids. Gene Ontology annotation, cellular component: actin cytoskeleton; Arp2/3 protein complex. The transcript is spliced from 10 exons. Gene Ontology annotation, biological process: actin filament polymerization; Arp2/3 complex-mediated actin nucleation. NCBI's taxonomy places the organism in Eukaryota, Metazoa, Chordata, Ceratodontiformes, Protopteridae. The record is from RefSeq and is a predicted model, not a curated record. Gene Ontology annotation, molecular function: actin filament binding; structural constituent of cytoskeleton.